CAACGGUCUAAACUUGAAUCUACCUCCUCGAUUCCAUCAUGCGUUUCAGCUCCAUCCUCCCCUUCGCCGCAGCAGGCGUAGCAACUGUAUCCGCCCAAACCGCCGACCCAGCCCACUCAAUGGGCUUCAUAGGGUGCUCCAUGGCCGAAAACGUCGCGCAAGGCUACGUCGCCGUCAAAGGCCAACGCAUGUGGGGACCUUACGGCACAUCCGGGAUGGUCGUACAGUCCUGGACAAACACCAACUCGCAAUCCUGGAAGCUAUUCGACCAACAAGCCGCCAAGUACGGAAAGCCCACCGCAGUCUGGGUGCAGAUCUGCAUCUUCACCAACGGGGCUACGUACAGCGAGGUCAAGCAGCUCAUUGCGAAUACUCGCCAGCAUGCGGCGCCUAAUGCUACAGUUUAUAUCACGGGUCAGCCGCUGUAUGAGGCGGGACAGACGUGCCAGUUGGCGGGGCCGAAGGGCCCGGAGUCGACGGAUGCUCUGGCGCAACAGGCGGCGAAGGAUACGACGCAGAAUGUUAUCUACCCGGGAUCUUUCUUGUUGAAGCCGGGGGAGGUGCAGGAUGGUUGCCAUGCUAACACUGUUGGACAGCAGUCACUGGGAAAGCAGGCUGUAGCAUUUUGGGGUUGA
Messenger RNA from Aaosphaeria arxii CBS 175.79, 635 nucleotides. RefSeq lists its product as uncharacterized. The transcript has a single exon. Lineage: Eukaryota; Fungi; Ascomycota; Dothideomycetes; Pleosporales. Bases 39 to 635 code for a protein of 198 amino acids. The record is from RefSeq and is a predicted model, not a curated record.